This is a messenger RNA of Macroventuria anomochaeta, 1190 nucleotides long. Its product is annotated as eIF-3 RNA-binding subunit. The transcript has 3 exons. The record is from RefSeq and is a predicted model, not a curated record. Gene Ontology annotation, cellular component: eukaryotic translation initiation factor 3 complex; cytoplasm. NCBI's taxonomy places the organism in Eukaryota, Fungi, Ascomycota, Dothideomycetes, Pleosporales, Didymellaceae. Gene Ontology annotation, molecular function: translation initiation factor activity; RNA binding. Bases 80 to 922 code for a protein of 280 amino acids.
CGCAGCGUCAACCACCAACAACACACGACGAGCACCCACACUUACUACCCCCCAUUCCUACACACAUCACAUAGCAGCCAUGUCUCGCGUAGCAGGCCGCACCGACUGGGCCGAAGAGGAAGACGAGAACGACCUCGCCCUCCCCCAGCAGACAGUCACCAAGAACAAGGACGGAACCGAGACGAUCGUAUCCUACCGCAUAAACGAGGACGGCAAGAAGGUCAAGACCACCCGCCGCAUCAAGAAGACAGUCAUCAAGCAAGUCGUAAACCCCCGCGUCGCCGAGCGCAAGGCAUGGGCAAAAUUCGGGCAGGAGAAGGGCAAGCCCGCAGGGCCACAGACCGACACCGUCUCGGUCGCUGAGAACAUUGUCUUCCGCCCACAGUCCAACUGGAAGGCCGCGCAGGAAGACAAGGGCGAGGACGAGAAGAAGAAGCUGGAGCUCAAGAACGCAAAGAUCAAGUGCCGUAUCUGCUCCGGUGACCACUUUACAACCAAAUGUCCCUUCAAGGACACCAUGGCCCCCGAGGGCGCCGAUGCGCCGGCCGAUAUGCCCGACGAUGCGCCUGGUGGUGCGGGAGGUCUUGGUGCUGGCAGCGGCGGAUAUGUGCCGCCCCAUCUGCGAGGCAAGAUGGGCGGAGGCGAGAAGAUGGGCGGCAAGUUUGAUCGCGAUGAUAGCGCGACGCUGAGGGUUACCAACGUCAGUGAAUUUGCGGAAGAGCAGGAUCUUAGGGACAUGUUCAGCAGAUACGGUCACGUCACAAGAGUGUUCUUGGCCAAGGACCGUGAGACAGGGAGAGCCAAGGGCUUUGCUUUCAUCAGUUACGCGGAUAGGAGUGAUGCUGCGAAGGCGUGUGAGAAGAUGGACGGCUUCGGUUUCGGCCAUCUCAUUCUGCGCGUCGAGUUCGCCAAAAAGGCUUAAGCGCCCGUACAGCCUGACGCGCCACCUCCAAGUGUCUGUUAUGGGUAACCUGGAGGUUCGAUACAACGUUUCCAAAAUGGUCGAAGACGUGGGUUGUGUAGGAGCAGCCAGAUCAGUCCAGAAAGGCAUUUGGCACCACAUGACGAAAGGAAAAUAUACGGCUAGCAUAAGCCACCGCAGCUGGAGGGUAUUGCGCUGGUGUAGCCCGUUGUGGCUGGGCUAUGAACGGACGAAUAGAGAGUAAUGCAAUUCUCAUGAUUUCAGUCCU